Molecule: messenger RNA, 1671 nt
Organism: Hyaena hyaena (striped hyena)
Lineage: Eukaryota; Metazoa; Chordata; Mammalia; Carnivora; Hyaenidae
Gene: RAD18
Product: RAD18 E3 ubiquitin protein ligase
Exons: 13
Coding region: 66-1562 (498 amino acids)
Biological process (GO): protein monoubiquitination; DNA damage tolerance
Cellular component (GO): Rad6-Rad18 complex; nucleus
Molecular function (GO): ubiquitin protein ligase activity; single-stranded DNA binding
Source: RefSeq, a predicted model, not a curated record
CGAGUAUCGGUGGAGCGCGGGGAGGCCAGUGGGUGACGGACCCCCCAGCCUACUUAGGAGAAACCAUGGACUCCCAAGUGGAGUCUCGGUGGCCGCCAGGCCUGGCAGUCAUGAAGACAAUAGAUGAUUUGCUGCGGUGUGGAAUUUGCUUUGAAUAUUUCAACAUUGCAAUGAUGAUUCCGCAGUGCUCCCAUAACUACUGUUCUCUCUGUAUAAGAAAAUUUCUCUCUUAUAAAACACAGUGUCCAACUUGUUGUGUGACAGUCACAGAGCCGGAUCUGAAAAAUAACCGCAUAUUAGAUGAACUGGUAAAAAGCUUGAAUUUUGCACGGAAUCAUCUGCUACAGUUUGCCUUAGAGUCACCCCCCAUAUCCCCUGCUUCCUCCUCUUCAAAGAACCUUGCUGCCAAAGUACACACUCCUGUAGCCUUCAGACAUUCAAAGCAAGGAAGCAAAUUAAUGGAGAAUUUCUUGAUCAGAGAAACUGGUGGUUCCGCAUCAGAGUUGUCGAUAAAAGAGAAUGAAAGUAAAUUCCUCCCUCAAAAAGAGGGCAGCGCUUCUUCAAAGACCAAAGAGACGCCUUCUGUGGAAAAGACAGCUCCACAUUCCUUAGAUGCUCAUGUUCCUGAGACACCCUCUACGUCAGCCUUGAAACAGGCUGUCAAAGUGGAUUGUCCUGUUUGUGGGGUUAAUAUUCCAGAAAAUCACAUUAAUAAGCACUUAGACAGCUGUUUAACACGUGAGGAGAAGAAGGAAAGCCUCAGAAGUUCUAUUCACAAAAGAAAGCCUCUGCCCAAAACUGUAUAUAACUUGCUCUCAGAUCGUGAUUUAAAGAAAAAGCUAAAACAGCAUGGAUUAUCUAUUCAAGGAAAUAAACAACAGCUCAUUAAAAGGCACCAAGAAUUUGUACACAUGUACAAUGCCCAGUGCGAUGCUUUGCACCCUAAAUCAGCUGCUGAAAUCGUUCAAGAAAUUGAAACCAUGGAGAAGACUCGGAUGCGUCUUGAAGCUAGUAAACUCAACGAAAGCAUAAUGGUUUUUACAAAGGACCAAACGGAAAAAGAAAUAGAUGAAAUUCACAGUAAAUAUCGUAAAAAACAUCAGAAUGAAUUUCGGCUUCUGGUGGAUCAGGCCAAAAAAGGAUACAAGAAAACUGUUGAAACGCCAGCCAAAAAAGUAAUGAGAAAAGAAGAUGAAUCUACAGAAAAGCUAUUAUGCACGGAACAGGAAGAUAAAAAAAUGAAAUUCUCAGCUAUUCUCCCCAUAACAAACCACUUCCCUCAGUCAAAGCUGGAAUCUCCAGGGAGAAUGGAGCCUGACAGACCAGAUGAUUCUUCCAGUUGUACUGAUAUUCAAGAAGAAGCUCUUUCUUCAUCAGACUCGGACUCAUUCAAUAGUUCUAGUUCAGACAUCAUAAGAGAUCUUCUAGAAGAAGAGGAAGCCUGGGAAGCAUUACAUAAAAAUGAUCUUCAAGAUGCAGAAAUGAGUCCAAGGCACAAUCGUCGAACAAGAUCAGAUGAGAUUGCUGAGAUUGAGCCGAGAAAUAAGCGGAACAGGAAUUAGUGUGGGCUUUGCUGACUUUUCCAGUGUGGUGGGUGGCAUGUGCUGCUUUGGGUUGCCACGCAGACUUCGUGUUCAUAAAUGCCCAAGUGAAGGUGUUAACUUCUCAAUA